AGACUUCCCAUGCUCUGGAACAAAAUGAUCAUAUACAUCAAGCAGAGCUUAUCAUUAGCACUACUCAAGAAAAACCUUGACAAGUAGAUGGGUAGUAGGAAAUUCAACUCUGGGAUCACGACUAGGACUCUGCUCGAUAGAGGAGCAGGAAGUAGUGUGGCGAAAGACAAGACACUGCUGGCUAGGCUUGCUUUGGCCCACGGACCGAUAGCCUAAUACCUAUUAGUCUCUCAAAACUAGUUUGGCGUACUUUCGUCGCGUAUUAAGCGACCACGUGCCGUAUAUUUUUCGCGACAGCUCUCCUUGGAAAACGUUUAUUAUCGGAACAGUUGUUAGCGCAAUGGAGAGAUGGUUGGGCUUUUGAAUGGGUUUUGUUUGUUUUACGUUUCCUUUUUGUCGUUGGUUUAAGGGAGUAUUAGUUUCAGAAAAAACAUUGUUUUGUAUCGUGUUAAGGAAACGAAAGUUUACUUGCUGGGCAAAUUAUAACCGUAUACAAUGGUUUAGCUGCACGGGUUUCCCGGCUGAGAAUUCCAUACACAAAUCUCUUUUUGAGGCACACGUUCUGUCGGCGGUUCCUGUUGAUAUUCCUGAGAUGGCCGAACAGUGUGAGUGUCUUGAACAGGUUGGAUCUAAAAGGAAAAAUAGACCAGAUUCUCCUCAGCAGCUGGUCAAGAGGCCCCGGUACGGUAGGGAAAGGAAAGUUCCUCCACCAAAAAAGCGCAACCCUGGAGUAAGCUUUAGUGAUCACCAUUUUGCUGAAACAACCUAUUAUUUUGAGGGCGGUUUGCGGAAGGUCCGUCCUUAUUAUUUUGAUUUUGAGACUUAUUGCAAGGGUCGCUGGGUGGGCAAAAGCUUGCUGGAAGUCUUCAACUCUGAGUUCCGGGCUGAACCGAUCGAGUACUACCGAGCUGCUGCUAAGGCUGGGCGGAUAAAGUUAAAUGGAGAGCCAGUGAAAGACUUAAACAUUAUUUUGAAAAAUAAUGAUUUCAUGAGAAACACAGUGCACAGACAUGAGCCACCAGUCACAGCCCAGCCAAUAGAGGUCCUGGUUAAUAACGAGGAUGUUGUGGUGGUUGACAAACCCUCGUCCCUGCCUGUGCAUCCAUGUGGGCGGUUUAGGCAUAACACUGUUAUCUUCAUCCUUGGGAAGGAGCGUGGUCUGAAGGAGUUGCAUACAAUCCAUCGGCUUGAUCGCAUGACAUCUGGAGUGCUUAUGUUUGCCAAAACUGCAGAAGUGUCAAAAAAACUGGACGAGCAAGUUCGAGAAAGAAAGCUGGAGAAAGAGUACAUUUGUCGUGUUGAAGGAGAAUUCCCAGAAGGAGAGGUCAUUUGUGAGAAACCAAUCCUUGUGGUGUCCUAUAAGGUGGGUGUCUGUCGUGUUGACCCCAAGGGUAAACCCUGUAAAACAGUUUUCCAGAGAGUCAGUCACAGUGGAAAUUCUAGUGUGGUCAGAUGCAUCCCUUACACUGGCCGCACUCACCAAAUCAGAGUUCACCUUCAGUACCUCGGGCAUCCUAUCAUCAAUGACCCCAUCUACAAUGUUGAUGCUUGGGGUCCAGACAGGGGCAAGUCGGGCAGCAUAGGUAAAACUGAUGAAGAGCUACUGGAAUCCUUAAUAAAAGCACAUCAAGACAAACAGAGCCUGGAUCUUUUAGAUCUGUCUCAAGAGGACCUACGAGUUAAAGGUGAAAUCAAGACUCUGGAAAAUUUAGGGGAUUGUGCAUCCUCUGGACAGGUAUACAAGAGUAGCUGUGUAAAUUCAUGCAGUAUUGUCUCAAACAUUCAGAAAGAAAAUGUGGAUAUGCAACAAAGUAUUGAACAUGCUAGUGAAAAUGCAUUUCACAUUAAUGCAGAAGAUUCCAACAUGGAUAAAAGCAGAGAGAGUGGUCAUUCAGAAGUGUCAGUGUUUGUGAAAGAUUCUUUGUGUGGGGAAUGUAAAAUAGUAAGGAAGGAUCCUUGCCCAAAGGAAUUGGUCAUGUAUCUGCAUGCUUUGUGUUACAAAUCAGCAGACUUUGACUAUUCUACUAAGAUGCCUGUAUGGGCCAUGGAGGAUUGGCAUGAAGACUAAUACAGGCUGUCUGCGCCCCCCACCUCUUUUUUUAAUUAAAGGACUGUUCAUACUGUAAAAUCUUGAUGUAUGCUAACUUUAUUUUUAGAAGGGGUGCUCACUGCAGCAGCUUUUUUAAAAUCAUUUGAAUAUUGAAAUUGUCCAUUUUGGAUGUGUUCUGCAGUGAUUUGUGUUACAUUCUUAGGAUAGCAUAGAGUACAUCAUUUCUUGAAACACUUCAAAGCCAGAGUUGGGAAAAAUGAGUUGGCUUCACAGCAGUAUGAAAUAAGAGUAAAAGCUGUAUUAAAAGGUUAACGUAUUGGGAGAUAAAUUGCUGUAUAAACUGUAAACCUUA
Messenger RNA from Protopterus annectens (West African lungfish), 2402 nucleotides. RefSeq names its product RNA pseudouridine synthase domain containing 2 (gene RPUSD2). Gene Ontology annotation, biological process: pseudouridine synthesis. NCBI's taxonomy places the organism in Eukaryota, Metazoa, Chordata, Ceratodontiformes, Protopteridae. Gene Ontology annotation, molecular function: RNA binding; pseudouridine synthase activity. Bases 365 to 2068 code for a protein of 567 amino acids. The transcript is spliced from 3 exons. The record is from RefSeq and is a predicted model, not a curated record.